AUGACAGUGGCUUGGGCGCUGAGAAGCGCUGAGAAGGGGAUCUGGGCAGCGAUACCGACGACGGUGCGUGGAGGCCGUCGCAGCUCUGUCGGUCGUCGCGUAUCUGCAAUUCUGCAAUCGGCGCUCUGGGGCGGAGGGCGGAGGGCGCCGCUAUCUGUGACCCCUCGCCGAUUUGUUUACGCGCAUCUCGGCCAUAUUGAUGAUUCGUGGGUUCUCACCAUCCACGAAGCACAACGGUCAAUGGUGAUGCGGCGCGACACCAUCGAGGCCUGCGUCGAGAGCCGCACGCUUUUCCGAGAAACACGGAGCAACUAUAUCUGCACCGUCGACGCCAUAGGUACGAUCGCAAACUGGUUC
Iphiclides podalirius (scarce swallowtail) is the source of this 357-nucleotide messenger RNA. NCBI's taxonomy places the organism in Eukaryota, Metazoa, Arthropoda, Insecta, Lepidoptera, Papilionidae. The record is from the annotation of a GenBank genome assembly.